GCCCUUUGUUCUAAAUUUGUCAUGAAUUCCUAACUAAAUUUUGGUAUCUUUUUCAUACUACGUUACAAACAACAAUGGCAUUAUUAGGUUCGCUAAAUGAUGAUGUACAAAAUCGAAUUAUAGACUUGUUUUCAGUCUUUGAAGCUCUGGAAAUCCACGCUGCCCUGAUGGUAGUGAAGAAGUCCGUCAUGUAUGAAGUCCAGAAUUGUGGAACCAGUGCAGGAAAGAAAUUUCUGCUACUAAAUCCAGAUGUUGGAAGCAAUUUUCUUAAUUUCUGUGCAAGUUCCUAUACUGCAAAAAGAAAGGACCAAGAAACCAUUGUGAGUUCAUCGUUGGUAGAGGACUGCUCCAAUGACACGCUCUGUUCUGGGUUUGAAUUAAGUGAUCUGGAGACACCAGCACAGGGUUACAUCCCCCAACCAGAUCCAGAUAGAACAGUCUCAUUGUUUGACACAGAAAAGAAAAUGUCUGCAGACAAUCUCUCUAAUUUGAAAAUAGAACAAGAAAGUGAGCCUUUUAAGGAUCUAAAUUCAAUCAACAUGGAAGACAUCUCCCAUUCAGAGGUUUCUGAAACACAAACAGCACAAAGGAAGAAACCUGCAUACCCCUGUCCCAUGAAGGACUGCAUACAAACAUUUUCCACUCGGUUCUCAGUGAGGAGGCAUGUGGUGCGGAGGCAUGAAGCACGUCCAUGUGAAACAUGCAAGGAAACCUUCCCAUGUCGGGUGUCCCUUGAUGUUCAUAAGGAUGAGUGCCAUGGAAAGGGCAGCAGCAGCAAAGUGUAUGAUUGCGAGGUUUGCCACCAAAAAUGCCGCGGAAAAUUUUCACUGAUGACGCACAAGCUCCGGAAGCAUGCACCGAAGCACCUGACUUGUAAUCUGUGUGGAAAAGGCUUCGCGUCGGCAUAUUUUCUCCGAAAUCACAAGAAAAUGAGCCACUUUGAUAAGUCAAAAAAGUGCACCAAGUGUGAUGAAAAGUUUACAAGCAAGGCUAGCUUUGCUACUCACAUGAAAAAACAUGAAACAAUGAACGUGAAAAAGGUGUUCAAUUGUCAAUAUUGUGAUGAAGUCUUUGAAUUAAGUCUUGAGCUCCGCAAACAUCGAAGGAGGACACAUUAUAAAGCCAAACACCAGUGCCAAGUAUGUGGGAAGUGCUAUGUUGAAAAAAACGCUUUAGGCCGACAUGAACUGUCCCACAAUGAAUCCAAAUCAAAGGUAACAUACAAGUGCCGGUACUGUGAAAAAAUUCUAAAAAGUGAAUACAUUUUGCGCGAUCAUGAGAAUGGGCACACCAAAGAAAAGAAGUUUGUCUGCGACAUGUGUGGUACAGAAUUUUAUAAUUCGUCCUCUUUAGGUCAUCAUCGAAAGCGACACAUUUAUGGAAGCGCGGCAUUUAAGAAGUCCAAAGCUCGCUGUGUAUUCUGCCAAAUGUUGUUUGAUAGGACAUUUACCCUUGCAAGGCACCUUAUAGCACAACACCUCGACGAAGCCUUAGCAUCGAAAUCCCCUUAUGUUAAACAGUGUGGGGUUUGUACCAAGGUAUUCCCAGCUGAUAAAUUGCAAAGGCAUAUAAGCACACAUUAUGAUGCGAAGGACCACAAAUGUUUGGUUUGUAGCAAGGCAUUUGUGGACAAGGGCAAUGCUUACCAGCAUAUGGUGCGAGUUCAUAAAAUGGAGAAGUACCCCUGCCUGGUGUGCAAGCGUGUUUUCUGGACCUCGGCUGACCUUGACCAUCAUUGUCAAAUGGAACAUGCUCAAUAGUGAUUGAUUACCAUGUUUAGUUUGGUUUGAACUGGUAACUUUAACUGUAGUUUCCACAGUAAUCGGUUACUGUGGAAAGUACAGUUAAAGUUACCAGUUCAAACCAAACUAAACACAGUGGAACAUGCUUACUAGUGAUUUUUGUGUUAAGUUUGGUUUGAACUGGUAACUUUUGCUGUAGGUUUCCAAGUAAUUGAUUGAUUGAAAGGUACAUGUAAGCAUGUUUAGUUUGUUUUGAAGAAGUAGCUUAAACUGUAGUUGGCAUCGUAUUUCGUUCCAUUAAAGAUACAUAUGUUAUUAUAUUUACUAACCUGAUUUGAUACAAUACAUGUUUAAAAAUGCUCUCUUUCAGAUAUGCCUUUUUAUUUGCAGGUACAUUAUUUAACAUAGGAACCAGAACCAUUUACCCAGAUACUUUGGACUUUCUUUCCUAUGUAUAUUCAACAUAUUAAUUAGAUCUCGGGCUCAUCUAGGUUAUAAUCCGAUCGUGAUUUACCUUCGAUGAUUUCAAUCUUUUGGGGACAAUUUUGAGCCAGCGUGACAUUUUAUUUCAUUUUCUUUACGAAUUAUUAUGGUUAGAUAUUGUUGUAUGUAACAAUUUCUUUAAAUUUAUGUUAUCUAAUUCAGAACAUUAGUGGACAGCAAUAUUAUAGACACUAAUGCCCUUUUUUGAGUGUUCGUGUUGUGAACUGAGUAUCGAUCCAGUUUUAUGAUGUAUUAAGAAUUAAUUGGUUAUGACACGUGUUUGGAUUUUUCUUUAUAGCAACGUUAUGUCCCUGGUAUUGUGACUGCGUAGAUUUUUGUGUGUAAUAAAAUUAACUUGUUAAUUAUUUGAACAUGGUUUGUGUACAUGUGGUUUGCUAUGUAAUUGUUAAUAUUGAUAACAACAUCACAUGUAUCAGUACCAUGUAACCAUUGUCUUUCUUGUUCCAUUGAAAAUCAGAUUUAUUAAACAAGUUUUGUAGGAUUGAGUGCUUUUGAUUGCAUAAAUAAAGUGGUCUCGUAGAUGUCAACUGAACGUUUUCUUACGUAAUUGCGGUAUUUUCCGUCUAUAGAACUAUAAAACAUAAUAACAUCGGACAACCAAAUAUUCUAAGAAUAACAUAUGUACUUCAGUUUUAUGAACAAAUAAUUCAACUUAAAAAUACAAGGUCACUUGUUGGACAGAACCUCGUGUUCAAAAUAUUAUAAUUAAAUAUUAGUUAUAGUAUUUUAAGGGCAGUUAUUACUAUUCUUCAAUGUUUCAUACACAAGACAACUAUUUUCUUUCAUAGAAACGUUUCGCAGUAUUUAAACGUUAAAAAGGGUCAUAGCAACACAGAUUUUCGUUUAGUACGGUUUGUACGACCGAACCGUCUAAGUACGAAAAGAAGUUAAAUUACAAAAUACUGAUAACUAAAAUUCACUUUUAAAAAUCCCUAUUCUAUUAGGAAAACCGGUCGUGAUAGUUCACCUUUUUUUUUUAUAAUUCGUCCUCUUUAGGUCAUCAUCGAAAGCGACACAUUUAUGGAAGCGCGGCAUUUAAGAAGUCAAAAGCUCGCUGUGUAUUCUGCCAAAUGUUGUUUGAUAGGACAUUUACCCUUGCAAGGCACCUUAUAGCACAACACCUCGACGAAGCCUUAGCAUCGAAAUCCCCUUAUGUUAAACAGUGUGGGGUUUGUACCAAGGUAUUCCCAGCUGAUAAAUUGCAAAGGCAUAUAAGCACACAUUAUGAUGCGAAGGACCACAAAUGUUUGGUUUGUAGCAAGGCAUUUGUGGACAAGGGCAAUGCUUACCAGCAUAUGGUGCGAGUUCAUAAAAUGGAGAAGUACCCAUGCCUGGUGUGCAAGCGUGUUUUCUGGACCUCGGCUGACCUUGACCAUCAUUGUCAAAUGGAACAUGCUCAAUAGUGAUUGAUUACCAUGUUUAGUUUGGUUUGAACUGGUAACUUUAACUGUAGUUUCCACAGUAAUCGGUUACUGUGGAAAGUACAGUUAAAGUUACCAGUUCAAACCAAAUUAAACACAGUGGAACAUGCUUACUAGUGAUUAUUGUGUUAAGUUUGGUUUGAACUGGUAACUUUUGCUGUAGGUUUCCAAGUAAUUGAUUGAUUGAAAGGUACAUACAUGUAAUCAUGUUUAGUUUGGUUUGAAGAAGUAGCUUAAACUGUAGUUGGCAUCGUAUUUCGUUCCAUUAAAGAUACAUAUGUUAUUAUAUUUACUAACCUGAUUUGAUACAAUACAUGUUUAAAAAUGCUCUCUUUCAGGUAUGCCUUUUUAUUUGCAGGUACAUUAUUUAACAUAGGAACCAGAACCAUUUACCCAGAUACUUUGGACUUUCUUUCCUAUGUAUAUUCAACAUAUUAAUAAGAUCUCGGGCUCAUCUAGGUUAUAAUCCGAUCGUGAUUUACCUUCGAUGAUUUCAAUCUUUUGGGGACAAUUUUAAGCCAGCGUGACAUUUUAUUUCAUUUUCUUUACGAAUUAUUAUGGUUAGAUCUUGUUGUAUGUAACAAUUUCUUUAAAUUUAUGUUAUCUUAUUCAGAACAUUAGUGGACAGCAAUAUUAUAGACACUAAUGCCCUUUUUUGAGUGUUCGUGUUGUGAACUGAGUAUCGAUCCAGUUUUAUGAUGUAUUAAGAAUUAAUUGCUUUUGACACGUGUUUGGAUUUUUCUUUCUAGCAACGUUAUGUCCCUGGUAUUGUGACUGCGUAGAUUUUUGUGUGUAAUAAAAUUAACUUGUUAAUUAUUUGAACAUGGUUUGUGUACAUGUGGUUUGCUAUGUAAUUGUUAAUAUUGAUAACAGCAUCACAUGUAUCAGUACCAUGUAACCAUUGUCUUUCUUGUUCCAUUGAAAAUCAGAUUUAUUAUAUAAGUUUUGUAGGAUUGAGUGCUUUUGAUUGCAUAAAUAAAGUGGUCAUGGAAAAGGGUGAGUCGUGAUCUUACAUCCAUAAUGGAUAACACAGAUGUAGCGGUAUGGUCAAGACUUGGAAUAUAUUUGAGAGGGGAAAAACAUCCCUGAAUCUUAGCAUAGAAUGUCUAUAUGCAUUUUGCAUUUUAUAGCGCGAUCACGAAAGUACUUGUAACGACCCAAUAAGCGAGCCAUUCUGUGUCACCAAUAGAAACUAGUAAAUUUAUAUUUUACAUGCUAGUAUGAUUUACAAGUGCAAUGUGAUAAUGAUUGGAGUGAAUCACUGAAUCAGGAUUUGUAGUAAUAAUAUAUACAGUUGUGAUUCAAUUAAGAAGUGUAUUGUUGUUUUUGUUAUUUAAUAAUAUCAUACCAGCUGACAUUCCCAAAGAAAAAGCAAAGAUCUAUCAAUAAACAAAGAUUGAAAACAUCACUGCAAUACUGUGCUAUCUCGUUGCCAUCUGAUAUGAACGUUAUCAUGCGUGACUUCAGCGUGUAAGACAGCUUUUUUCCAAUAAACAUGGUUUGUUGACUUCGAACAGUAGUGAAACAUCAAAAGUUUCGAUAGUAAAUGCGGCUUUAACAAAUACAAUUGAUUUGAGAAUGAUAUAUCACAAAAGAAUAUAACAAUACAAUAAUGUACAUGUAUGUGUCUCUUCAGAAAAAUUAACAGACAUUACAUAAAAUUUACGACCGAGUUAGCUUUUUCAAAGUGCACUCUUUGCCUAAAAACUUCAUUUUUGAAUGUUAUGAAUCAAGUGCUACAUUAUAAAGGUGAUAUCAAUAUCUUGAGUUGAAAUAAACCGAGACGUAAAUAUCUACGUGUAUGAGUUAAUUUUUAUAGUUUAUCUUUAAUAGUUCCGGAGAUAUUAAUUAAUAUUUUUCAUUUAAGUAUCAUUUUAAAGGCGUGAAAAUCUAAAGCCGGUAAUGAAUUGUGUAAUUUAUAUUGAAAUGAUGUCGGAAAUAUUUCAUUAGCGAAACAACGUAAGAAUUUAGGCAACAUUUUUCAUUGAAAAAGUACAUAUCUGCAUUUGCCUAUAACAUUUUCAAAGAAAAAUUUAUUACUUUCGUGUCAUUUAAGAGGUAAUGUGAAAAUCUGUAGCCUGAAAUAAACUUGAUGAUUUUUUAAAGUUAAAUAACUGGUAUUUUAGCGAUGUUCUCUAUAUUAUCUUAACUAAUGUGUUUUUGUUAUUGAAUGUAAAAUUAAGUAUAUAUUUUACGAUAAAAAUGUACACUAUGAAACAAACAUAUUAAAUUGAAUUUAACCUUAACUAAUAAUGGAUACUGAAUUUAAGCAAGAUCAUUGUAUUUAAAUAAAUAUCAGUGAAUAGGGCAAGAACGAAUAUCUCUCGAAGACGAUGUUCCCCGUGUUGAUUAAGAGUUUAAAUAGAAAUGUCUCCGACUUAAAUUUACUGAACAUGUGUAGAUAAGAUGACACACGACUACUCUUAAAGAGGCCUUUUCACAUAUUUUGGCAUGUAUUGAAGUUUGUCAUUAAAUGUUUUAUGUUGGUAAAUGUAAACAUUGGAUCUAAAAAGUUCCAGUUAACAAUCAAGAAUGAAAUUUAAAAAAAGUAACCCUCAACAGGGCUCGAACCACUGACCCCUGGAGUCGUGGAGUAAAAAGUCCACCACUUAGACCCAUCGGCCAUGUGUGUUAAUACAAUGAAGGACGUAUUUUAUACUUAAUAUAAGCAAUCCUCGUAGUUUCACAAAAAUAACGACAAUAACAGAACUCUCCAAAUUAUUCAAUUGUUUCGAGUUGCAACGCUUUAUGAAUCGUUUUUGAAUCAUCAAAAGAUACAUAUAAUGGCUAUUUUAGAGCAUGGUUAAUGUUCAGUACAUGUAUUACUGUUUCCUCACGAAUAUCAUAACUUAAACGAAAAAUUUGCGAUCUGAAAAAACUUUUUUUAAUUUUGUCCAUUUACCAAAACGUGAAAAGGCCCCUUUAAGGCAAAUUGAAAAAAAAUGAUAUGCUGGGUUUAUUACUAAAAAAACAGAUGCAGAUUAAAUUUGUUUUUGAGCAAGUACAAUAACUGCUAAAAAUAAACCAGAUGAACCGCUA
Molecule: messenger RNA, 6706 nt
Organism: Dreissena polymorpha
Lineage: Eukaryota; Metazoa; Mollusca; Bivalvia; Myida; Dreissenidae
Product: zinc finger protein 816-like
Exons: 6
Coding region: 75-1760 (561 amino acids)
Biological process (GO): regulation of transcription by RNA polymerase II
Cellular component (GO): nucleus
Molecular function (GO): RNA polymerase II transcription regulatory region sequence-specific DNA binding; DNA-binding transcription factor activity, RNA polymerase II-specific
Source: RefSeq, a predicted model, not a curated record